Messenger RNA from Mesocestoides corti, 735 nucleotides. The record is from the annotation of a GenBank genome assembly. Lineage: Eukaryota; Metazoa; Platyhelminthes; Cestoda; Cyclophyllidea; Mesocestoididae.
AUGAAGCAGGAAGAGAGUCCCGUGAAGAGGCUGGGACCUGCACCAGCGUCCACGACUCCUUGUGUUCGCGUACUUGCAGCCACUUCAACCUCCGGUCUUGUUGGCAAGCCUAUGCAACUUCUCGCUGUACCGAAGAAAUUGACUGCUGGUGGUUCGAAUAUUGCUAUUAGGCUGUCAAACACCGCUCCCAACUCCGUCUCCCGACCCAUUUUUAUCGCUGGUGGUGGAGAUGUGGGCCACGUUUCUGCUGAUUCCUCACAAACUCAAAUAAUGGGUACCAAGGAGACGGCUAUGGAACAGGAAGUAGUGACCACCAUCGAUGCUGAAGGAGAGGACGAACCCUCCGCUAGUCUCGUGGAGGACAUCGAAGAAGGCGAGGCGCCUGGACUUUGUGCAGUCUGCUGCCAACUUGAGCCUCCCGGGUUCGACCCCGACGCGUCCGCUACUAACGACUCGGAUUGCCAGGUUGUUGACUGGGCCCACUGUGAUUACUGUAACCGCUGGGUGCAUCUCAACAGCGAGUGCAGUCGCGACGCUGUAAUAAGUGAUAGCGCCUUUAUGUGCGCCCUCUGCCGUGGUUAUGAGGAUGGAGAUGUCCAACUGAAGGAUCAGAAGGUGGAACAAGGUAUUGAUAUCACAACGACAAAGCCCUUGAGUCACUCCCCUUUUGGUCAAGAGUCUCUUAAUCAGGUGGAGGAGUCCUCAGUCUCCAAUGAUGCGGUCAAAGAGAUUUGA